Messenger RNA from Klebsormidium nitens, 5287 nucleotides. NCBI's taxonomy places the organism in Eukaryota, Viridiplantae, Streptophyta, Klebsormidiophyceae, Klebsormidiales, Klebsormidiaceae. The record is from the annotation of a GenBank genome assembly.
AUUUGAACUUGAAGGAGAUUUUCUUGCCAGUUCGCGCUCACCGUCAUCUUUAGCUGGUGAGGAGGAGCGUAUCCUGCAAGAGAACUCCCUCAAGCGACAUCAGCAUGGAGGACCUCAGCCUGCUCCUGCCUCUGAGUCUUACUGGGAACCAGACGAUGGCCGGGUUCUUGUCUUGUUCAGAACAAGCGCUGCGGAGAAGCAACGUCUCAGAAUGCGAGAGGGACUUGAAAAGCGUGUGGGCCAAGCUCAAGCGCAGGCCAACUCCUCGCACCCCACCCAGAUCUGCCCUGCAGAGAACAUCAGCCAAUGCACCAGGCAAAACGUCAGACCCAAGAAGGGGCGUGCAUUUUGUUUCUUAUAGCUCUUCACUCUCGCACCCCUUCUCUCGCUCCAGACGUUCAUUCGGAAGAACAGUCAAUCAGCCUCUGUCUCCUGCAAUCCCAGCUCGCCACAGCUCAAAAGCACAACCGCUGCGUAUUUGUUCAGCUCUGGAAAGACUGCCAGCUGGCAUCAUUGGAGCCCCUCUCUCCCGCUACCGCCAAGUCACCUCUGCCACAAUGGAGCGCAUUCUCACUGGCGCACCGCAGCGGUUUUGUUCAUACCACCCAGUGAUUGCCGCCUUAGCGCUGGCACUCGCUCUCAUCGGGCUAACUAGACUGGGGCGCUUUGUGGCGACGAGGAUCCUUCCCCCUGCCUGGCGCAGCAUCAGCGGACUGUUUCUCCAGCUUUUCCACAUUGGCCGCCAGCUGUUUGUGCGGUUGUUUAGAAAGAGGCGCCCGCCGGUGCAAUUGCCAGCGAUCCCUUUGCUUUUGGCAGCUGCCCCAAUCGGUUCCCACCUGUUCCGCCAAAUCUCUCCCUUCCUUCCAAAGGCAAUUGGCAUCGCACCGAAUGUACUAUCCGCCUUCAACCCCUUGACGCCAUUCCUUAGCAGUGCGAAUAGCCUCCUUUUGGACGCAUCUCAAUUGUGGGCUGCUCAGCCAAUCCUCUCCUCAGGACUCGUUUUGUGCACGUUCCUAGGAACGCAACAGCCCACUAUCCGGAAAUCCAUCUCUAAGCUGGGGUCUCUAUCCCUCAACCUAGUUGCCAGGCCUGUUGGGCGCUUCUUUCGCUGGGCGCUUGGGGCAAAGAUUCUGAUCCCCCGGUUUGUGGUUCUGGGCAUCGGGCUUCACUGGAUUCUGCGCCUGGGGUACUCUACCGGGCACUUGAUCACACACCUCCCUCCCUUGAAAGCAAUAUUCUACUCGAAACCGACGCUAGGGCUGGCUACAAUCACUUUAGUUACCUUGACGGCAAAAAGACUUCGGCGGAAGGCGUCGAAGGGAGGGGGAGGGGACGGGGUCUUGGUGGAUGACGUCACUCAGAUGAACGAGUGUGAGGUGGAGCGGGUGUUCAUGGUGGCGUCGGAGGAGGACGUGCGAGCGGUGGUGCGGGCCGCCCAGCUCAAGGGCUGUCAGGUUUCCAUGCGGGGCCAGUCCCACACGAUGGGCGGUCACAUCUUGGCGCCGGGCGGCUUCCUGAUUGACACCAAGUACCUCAACAGCAUGCGCUACGACCCGGCCUCGCAGACGGUGUCAGUUGGCCCGGGCGCGACUUGGGGCGACCUUAUCAAGUACCUCAACGACUUUGGAGUGUCGCCAAUGAUCAUGCAGUCCUACUGCUCCUUCUCCGUGGGUGGGAGCAUCAGUGUGAAUGCGCACGGCAUCACGGCGGACUGCGCCAUGCACGAGGCCGUUCUGCGGCUGCGGCUCGUCGACGCAAACGGACACGUGGUCAAUUGUUGUCGGGACGAGAACGCCGAGCUGUUCUCCCUGGUGAUCGGCGGCUACGGUCUGUUUGGCGUGCUGACGGAGGUGACGCUGCGCGUAGUGCCGAACGUGAAGACCGCGCUGGAGUCUCUCACGUUGGAUCGGCACCGGUUCGUCGACGCGUACACGCCUCUGCUGACGGACCCGGCGGUGGAGAUGAAACUGGCGCGCGUCGAGCUGACGUGGCACAAGUUCGACCGGAUCUCGCUCUACACCUCGAGGCGCUCCAACAAGGGCCAGCCGACGGUUAGUGACCUUCCGGAGGGGCCCCGCCAGAUGAGCCCUGCCGGCGCUCUUAUCUACAAGUGGCUCUUGCCGCUCAGGAUCGUCCAAAAGCUCCGCUUCUCCUUGGAGCGGCUGCUCCGCGUUCCGCUCGACUGGCAGCGGGAGGUCGACCGGAACUGCAUCCUGUACGAGAGCGCGUACCCGCUCGCGCACCUCGUGGCGCCCCUCGUGCGGCUCAACCAGACGCACGUUCUUCAGGAAUACUUCGUCCCGCACCAUCGAUUCGCCGACUGGAUGGAGGCCGCGACGGGCAUUCUGAGCGACGCACACUGCGAUAUCAAGCUGCUCAACAUCACCAUCAGGUAUCUCCAACCCGAUACCACCACAUUCCUGCGCUACGCCCGCUGCCCCAGCUUCGCGUUCGUGCUCUACUUCCGCCUCCCGUGCACGCCGGAGGGAGACGCGGCGCUCGGGGCAGUCCACCGGGCACUCGUGGACGCCACGCUGCGCCUCGAGGGCACCUUCUACCUGCCGUACCGUCCGCACUACUCGCCCGAGGAGCUGCGGACAGCGUACCCCAACAUCGGCGAGUUCUUCCGGCUCAAGGCCAAGUACGAUCCGGACAACAUCUUCUCCAACGUCUGGUUCACCACAUACGGCAAGGAGUACGUCAGCGUCGCCCGCCAGGCCACGUCACCAACUUCCGUCCUGCCCAAUUGUAUUGACGUCAGCAACAUAGUCGGUGUCACCAAUCACUUAGGUAACACCGAUAGCUCGACGCAGACUCGGAGCUGCCCAUCUUUAUCCGCGCCUUCUUCCGGCGACUUUUCUGCCGCCCCUAGUUGCGCCCGGGGGGAUCCCUCGGUCCCGAUCGAAACGGUGUCCGAGCACCGGACGAACUCGUACCGGGCGGUGCUCGCGAGCGACGCGCUGCGCGCGCGCCUGCAGCUGUUCCUGCGCCACGUGUUCCACGUGGAGAGCCCGGACGCGAUGUAUUCGUACGUGUGCCAAGCGGCUAUGGGUCCGCACGACAAGGACGACAGCCAGGUCUUCGCGGACUUGCAGCGGAUCCUAGACGAGCGGCAUCCGAUGCACAAGUUUGGGUCGCAGCUGCUGACGCUGAAGCAACUGAUCCUGCAAAAGGCCGACCUCGUGGAGCAGAUGGCCACGUGCGUCUCCCUCCUCGGCUUCGGCGGCCGCCUCCAAACCCUGCUAACCCUGGGCGACGCCGGCCGCCACGUCGUCGGCCUCCGGCGCGCGCUCGGCAUGCGCGGCCGCGCGUGCGUCGCGCACGACCGCGCGCGCUUCCCCGCGGACGCCCUGGAGCGCGGACGCCCGUGGCCGGUGGGCGAGCGCAUGGCGUAUGACUAUCAAACGUGUCCGGAGCUACCGUUACCGCCGGGCAGCGUGGACCUGGUAACGGUCAUGAUGGGGCUGCACCAUUUGCCCCAGGAACGACUUGGAGACUUUCUGGCGGACGUCCGGAGGGUUCUCGCGCCGGGCGGUUUGUUCAUCAUCAGGGAGCACGACGCGACCCCCGAUCUAGUUCCUCUCCUCGAUUUGGCCCACAGCAUCUUCAACGCGGCCACCGGCGUCCCCGCGUCCGAGGAAGCGUCCGAAGUGCGCGCGUUCCGGCCGCUCGCCGCCUGGCGUGCGCUCGCGCGCGCGGCCGGCUUCGUCGACCUCAUGGUGCGCGCACACGACCCCAAGGACCCCACGGAUGACGUCAUGUUCUGCUUCAUGAAGCCGCUCGGGGCGGGGCGCGGAGAAGCGCUUCUCGGCCACGUGGCACCGCAUAAGCGCUUCUCGCUUGUCGCCUCCGCGGCCGCGGACGUCCGACCCAGAGGCGCCUUUUCACACCGGGACCUGUGGGCCGGGGGCGCCCUGGGUGAAUACGGACAACUAGACGCGGCGAUAAACGAACGGCUUCUGGCGUACGAACGGAGACUAAUCCGCGGCUCGCACGCGUUCAACUUCUUCCGCCUCCCGGAGUGGAUGCUCGUCCACGUGCCCAAAUCGUUCGCCGCUUCGCUGGACCACACCGCCUGGUUCCGCUUCCCCUUCAUGCGCCACGUGGCGCUCUACUGGCGCGUGUGCGCGGCCGAGGCCGCGGCCGCCGCGCGCGCGCACGGCGUCGCGCACGGAGUGCUCGUGAACCGGGGCUUCCACAUGGCGGUCGUCAUCGGGGCGGUCCUGACGUUCGUGUUCGGACAGCUCGACAACGGAAGCCACUGGGAAAUCGUGCUCGACCGGACUAUUCCACCUCCGGCGGGAUCCGCCCAACUUCAAUUGGAGGAUAACCAGCUGAGGAUAGACGGGCGGCGUUUCAGUGACGCCCAUUCGCAAGCCGAGAGUGACCGGUUGGAACCAAGCGGGCAGUUCCGAAGCGGUGCGCUAGCACGCGCGAGCGCCGCCCGCGCGCCUUUGGACGAGACGCUCGCGGGCCUCCACCCGUCCGCCACGUGUCACGUUCUGGACGUCCCCUGGGAGAGCAUCCCGGGCGCGCUCGCGCAAAGGCUGGAGGGUUUGGGAGUUUCGGCGGCCGCGAAGGUGCCGCUGCUCGUGAUGCGCGUCCCGAAGCACGUGCCCUUCACCGAGAUUCUCAAGGAGCUCUCAUCCAUGACAGACCCUCGCAUCCACCUCCUGGCCAUCAGCUGCCUGUACGACGCCACGUGUCAAGUCGAGCUGCGCGUCGCGUCGCCCGCUGCGCGCGCGUGGGCCGCGCGCCAAGACGGCUGCGAGCUCGUCUUUUCGUUCACUUAUCCGGACGUACACUCCCCAAAGAAGGAAGAUGCGGAGGAGCACGUCAUUCUGGCCGUCCGGAUCUGGCGGCUCCUUCCGUUCCUGGCGGAGUGCAACGGAACGGAAGGGGUGACCGUGGUGCAGGUCUUCGAGUUCCAGGAGACUUGACCGGCAUCCAGCGAAACUAGCUUGACUGUACGGGCCCCAUGAUGUGAAAGUAGUGUUGCUAUUUAGAUAAGCAGAGAGUUUAUCUUGAAGAAGUCAUGGCAAUCUGCUAAUAUGUGUCCGCACAAGUGUGAUACUACGUAGAAAGGUCUGAAGUAAUCAGACUUAGAUAGUGUCUGUCAUCUAAUCUACCUUUUAUACAGAGGUGUUGAGUGUCGGAAGCCGUCAUUAAAUAAGGGCUAAAGAGAGAACUUAGCAUAGACGGACUUUAUACAUCCCUGAAACAAGACGGUCUUUAGUUUUAUUGACUGCAUAUAUGUGUCACUCAGUGUGUACGUGACUAGCUCGUG